Perognathus longimembris pacificus (Pacific pocket mouse) is the source of this 3419-nucleotide messenger RNA. RefSeq names its product potassium inwardly rectifying channel subfamily J member 1 (gene Kcnj1). The transcript is spliced from 2 exons. Gene Ontology annotation, cellular component: plasma membrane. Gene Ontology annotation, molecular function: ATP-activated inward rectifier potassium channel activity. The record is from RefSeq and is a predicted model, not a curated record. Bases 1263 to 2483 code for a protein of 406 amino acids. NCBI's taxonomy places the organism in Eukaryota, Metazoa, Chordata, Mammalia, Rodentia, Heteromyidae. Gene Ontology annotation, biological process: regulation of monoatomic ion transmembrane transport; potassium ion import across plasma membrane.
GAAUACCUUCCCAGAAGCUGGAUCUACAGCUAGCAGGGAUUUUGUAGAAAUGUAGUCCUUUUGCGGUUGGACACACCACACCAUGUUGUAACUGCCCGUGUGUCUUGUUUACUCAUCCCUUAAUGGUUGGCCUCUUGAGAACAGGAAAUUUCUCUUUGAAAUCUGACAGAAGAAGCACACAAUCCAUGUGUGGGAAGUGUUCAAGAAGUCUCUUUUCUGAGCAGAAGCUAUUUACAGAACGAAAAUGCUUGGGCAAUAGAGAACAAGUGGCAACAAUGCAAUCCACUUGUGCUACCAGACCACCAAGGAUGCCUUGGUUAAAUAUUAGCUAAUGUGCAGCCCUGUGCUUGCUCUUAAGAUUUACUGAUUUCAGUAGAAAGGAACCUAAACACACACACACACACACACACACACACACACACAUGCACAAAACUGGUCAUGUUAUAUAAUCCACUCACCAGGAAUAAUCUCUAAUCACCAAAAAAGUAUACAUUGGCUUUGUCUGUGGCCUGAUUAAGUGCAACUGUCCAAGCAAAGUAGGUUAUGUGUGAUGAUGUAUCUGCUGUGUGAAUGACAGGUUUGGUUGGUGAAUGAAUUUAUCCUGUAUCUUUGCUUCCUCUAAGUGGAAUUUUUCUCACUUUAGAACAAAUAGAUCAACAGCAUUGGCUUAUCCAGUACAUGUAAGACACAAUUUCAGUAAAGGCCAAUUUUCCCAGAAUUAAAACAACAAUAAAGGCUCUCUUUACCGUCUUAGUUUCUUACAUAACAAUGGCCAUUUGUUGGGAGAGAGAUUAACGUAGUUAUUUGGUUUCUUCCUGGUAUGAUCUAACUAACAACUACAUCUCUUAAUGUCCCUCUAUCCACCUGUAUCUUGUAAACUCGGAAAAUUCAUUAUCUUGGUGUGUCAGAGAAAUGGCCGGGAGAUUGGUGAUAACUAGCUUGUUUCUGGCCAAGUCAUUUGGCAUGAUUUUAGAACAGCGAGUGAGCAAGAGAGCGUGGCAAAGGAGAGCAGGGCAAAGCUGGCGUCCAAUCUACAUCUGCUCCUGCGGACCUUAGCUGGUGCUUUGUCAUGUCUUAGCAUGACGGUAUUCAAGCCAUGUGAGGUUUGAAAAUAUAUAUAUACCCAGCUCAGAGCAAGGGCUGAGAACAACCACUUGCUUUGGUUUAAACCACACAACCCUGCUGAAUUGGUGUUUUUCAAGCUAAUACAAAUUAGCAUCAAUCUACUGGUUGAAACCCGUGCUAAAUUUGGCCAGGCCCAAAUGAUUCCAUCAGGCUUCGACACAGCACCUAAUGCUGCUACUUCCUUGCUUUCUCCAGCCAUGGAUGAUUCCAGCGAGAGUGUGUUUAGGACGUUGAUCAGGAUGUUCAAACAUCUCCGGAAAUGGUUUGUUGCUCGCUGUUUUGGGCAUUCUCGGCAAAGAACACGACUCGUUUCCAAAGAUGGAAGGUGUAACAUAGAAUUUGGCAAUGUGAAUGCACAGUCCAGGUUCAUAUUCUUUGUGGACAUCUGGACGACAGUGCUUGAGCUCAAAUGGAGGUACAAAAUGACGGUGUUCAUCACAGCCUUCCUGGGGAGUUGGUUCCUCUUUGGUCUCCUGUGGUACGUGGUAGCCUAUGUCCACAAAGAUCUCCCAGAGUUCCAUCCUGCUGACAAUCACACUCCUUGCGUGGAGAAUAUUAAUGGCAUGACCUCAGCCUUUCUGUUUUCUCUGGAGACUCAGGUGACCAUAGGGUAUGGAUUCAGGUGUGUGACAGAACAAUGUGCCACUGCCAUCUUUCUGCUCAUUUUCCAGUCCAUUCUUGGUGUUAUCAUCAAUUCAUUCAUGUGUGGCGCCAUCUUAGCCAAGAUCUCCAGACCCAAAAAACGUGCCAAGACCAUUACGUUCAGCAAACAUGCAGUGAUCAGCAAGCGGGGUGGCAAACUCUGCCUUUUAAUUCGAGUGGCCAAUCUUAGGAAGAGCCUUCUUAUUGGCAGCCACAUAUAUGGAAAGCUCCUGAAGACCACAAUCACUCCUGAAGGAGAGACCAUUAUUUUGGACCAGACCAACAUCAACUUUGUAGUCGAUGCUGGCAAUGAAAAUUUGUUCUUCAUCUCCCCACUGACAAUCUACCACAUCAUUGACCACAACAGCCCUUUCUUCCACAUGGCAGCAGAAACCCUUUCCCAGCAGGACUUUGAACUAGUGGUGUUUUUAGAUGGCACAGUGGAAUCGACCAGUGCUACUUGCCAAGUUCGCACAUCCUAUGUCCCAGAGGAGGUGCUCUGGGGCUACCGCUUUGUUCCGAUAGUCUCUAAGACCAAGGAAGGGAAAUACCGAGUCGACUUCCACAACUUUAGCAAGACAGUGGAAGUGGAGACUCCUCACUGUGCUAUGUGCCUUUAUAACGAGAAAGAUGCCAGAGCUAGGAUGAAGAGAGGCUACGACAACCCCAACUUCAUCCUAUCAGAAGUUGAUGAAACCGAUGACACUAAAAUGUAGCAGUGGGUUUUUCAACAGGAAGAAGUCUUCAAGGACGUAAGGGACCAGAGGCAUUAUGAACUGAUCAGCAUUUGGAGUGUCUGAAAGUGGAAAGAGAACUGGCUAGGACUACUGGUACAACGACCGUCAAACUGUGAUCCUACAGGACACAGAGCCCUGCCGUGUUAAAGCAUGUGAUGCUUUCGUGUGAAACUGCAUACAGAAGCCAGAGGAGCUCACUAGGAAUCUUGAAUGUGGUUAUUUGAGAUCACGUAAUGUUGAUGGAGGAUAGACAAAUAUCAUCUGCCAUCUUGACAGACUAAAGGAGAUAUUUUUGUAGAGGCUUCUUGAAGAAUUUCAAAGCUUUAGACAGGAUCAGAAGACAGCUCUAUUUCUUGCUUUUGAUUCUAUGUCUAAGAAAAACAUUCCUUCUAUUUUAAUACUGACUUCUAUCAAUGAAGAAAACGUCUCAUGAUUUAAGGGCAGUGAACUAACUCACUGAUGGCAACCAGAGAUGGUUAUACAGAGAAUGGUUGAAAUUCUGACCUUCUCCAGCUCUGGUGUUUGGAGCCCUCAGUGGAGUCUGGGUCAUGUGGGGAGAAAGGGAAAGAGAAGACACAGCCCAGACACUCUGCACCAUUCCAUACCCAUAGUGGGGAGGAAUCACAUGACUGGAACUUGUUUUUGUGGCCUGCUCAAGUGCCGUGGCCCACCCUGGGCUUUGGUCCAAAUGAUCUCACAUGGUACAUUUAGACAUAGGCUGAAUCUAUACUGUAGAAUAUCAAUGAACAUCUUUCUGUAAGGCAGGAAUGCUUGAGUUGAGCCGACUAGUGAUAGCUCUUUCAAUUUACAACAAAUGAGUGAAGGCACUACAAAUCUAUUAAAAGUGUACUUAUUCCUUGCUCUUCCAAGAUGGCGAUAGGGACUGUGGAGCUGUAGUUGACCUAGGGGAGGGAU